CUUUAAAACAUAAAGAUCAAUUUUAUUUGGGUCAAAUAAAGAGUGCCAAGUUUUUUAUUCUCUUUCCAUCACACAAAAAAGUUUCAUAUUUCUUUUUUUUUUGUCGUUUCAAAAGUACUCCCUCCGUCCGGAAAUAAACUUCCCACUCUACGUUUUUUUCCGUCCGGAAAUAAUCUUCUCACUCUACGUUUUUAUCAAUACUCUUCCAAAAAUACACCUCAUUUACUAUCUCUCUUCAACCUCUCAUUUAUUGACUCUCUCUCUUUCGCUAACCUCACCCAACCUCAAUCACUCCCUUUCUAUCUUAUUUGUUGAGAUUUUCAAUCUCAACUCCAAGAUCUGCAAUGGAAUCGCCUUCUCCUCCACGAUCUGCAAUGGAAUCGUUGGAUUUAUGUUUUGAAUCUUUUGUUCCUGAGACGGAAUUUCAAGAUGGUGGAGGUGAGGACGUGAAUUUCAUCUCUGAUGACACGGAGGAGGACGAGGUCAUCGUCAUCCAUAGCGAGGACGAUGCUGCCGAUGUUGCCCCUGUCAGAGACAGGAAGGACGUCAUCGACCUUGAAUCACAGAAAGACAGCGUUUUUCUUCUUGGGAGCGAGGAGGGGGACUUAAUUCUUCUCGACACUGAGAUUGAUGACCCAGAGGGAUGUGAAAAAAGUGGGAUUGAGCAUUCUCAGGCGAUCUAUUCAUGCAUGCAUCUACACAUCGAUAUGCUGAACAUCUUGCUUCCAAGCCCUGAUCCAAAUUUUUGGGCUUCAAAAACCAAGCCCUUGAGUGCGAAGAGGAAGUCGGAAGUCCUUGUGCCAGAAGCCAUCUUGAAGAAGCCGACGAGCCAUCCGAGAAUCGACGCCCAAACCAACAAAUCAUCCAAGGGAAAAUCGGAGGGGAAACAUGUCGCGGCGGCGACGACGGAACCUGGUUCCGCCGGGGAUUUCAACUCCAAGCAUCCACUUUUAGUUGGUUCCUUCAAUAGAAACAACAUGCCUCUCUUUGACGAAUAUGCCAUAGAAAUAUUCAAAAAAAGGUUGGGUUCCAUCCCAAGCUCCACAGCAAUGGAGCUGGAAGAGAACUGGGUCAAAUUGGCUGGGGAAGAGAUGCUGCUUUUUGCAAAGAAGAGUGAAUUGAUCGAAGGCAUGGAUGAACAUAGUGAAGAAAAUGAUUUCUCAUCUGUUUAUAGCACUCCAGAUUCAUAUGAAUCGGAGCUUGAAGCUGUUUUUGAUGAGAUUCGCAUUGAAAAACAGUUGUCAAUGAAGGUGAUUCAUGACCUGUUUCACGACAAUAAACAUGCUCGCGCCAUGCAACUCGAGCACCAAUUUCGCACCACCAUCAAAGGAUCUACUCCCAUGGCUACGUAUUGUCAAGAGCUCAGAAAUAUUGCAGAUUGGCUAGAUGACGUCGAUGCACCCGUGUCUGAGCACCAAUUUGUUCUCCAAAUGUUGCGUGGCCUCCCCGACGAUCUACAAGCCCAAACUUCGUUCAUUCAAUUUCAAGAUCCCCUGCCGAGUUUCCUCCAGGUCCGGUCGGCCCUCUUUCUCCUUGACCGACAACAGACCCCCCUGGGCAGCAGCAACAGCACCGCGCUGCUGGCGGGGCAUGGCGGCAGCAGCCACGCCGGUGGACAGCACGGCGGGACUGGCGGGCGCGGCUCCUCCAGCGGCGGGGGACAAUUUUUUGGCAGCAGCUAUGGUGACGGCUCAUCCUCCGGGCAGCGUGGCGGCUUUGGACGCGGACAAGGGCGUGGCAACGGCAACCGGGGUCGUGGUCGAGGGCGCCAAAACAGCGGAUCGAGGCAGCGACCACCCACGGACGGGCACAAUUCCUGGAACUCACCGUAUCCAAACCCUAACCCCGGGGCCACUACUUCUCGCUCCAGUGCCGAGGCCGAAUACCGGGCUGUAGCGAAUGCUGUUGCAGAAACCAGCUGGAUCCGAAACCUCCUCCUUGAGCUCCAGCAGCCACUCCGUCGCGCCACACUUGUCUUUUGUGAUAAUGUCAGUGCGGUCUACCUUUCGUCAAACCCGGUGCAGCAUCAGCGCACCAAGCACGUCGAGGUUGACAUACACUUUGUGCGUGAUAAGGUGGCGCUCGGUCAGAUCAGAGUCCUGCAUGUUCCGUCCUCUUCUCAACCCUUUUUCUACCAACAACUCCUCUUCUGUUGUUACUUUAACACCGACCCGUCCAUGAGUUGGUUACGACAAUUACACCAAAGAGAACUGACUGUUCUCUUGCACAAGUUAAAGUGCACUGCUGGAGGUGUGUGGGUGAAGACAUGGAGUGGAAUGAAGAACUGAAGAUGCCAUGGCAGCAUCUCUGUUCAUGUUGUGGAAUGAAGAAUUGAAGAACUGGAGAGAUUUUUUUUUGCAGGAUUUUUGACUUUUGGGACUGUUCAUCUAAGCACUUUGACUCAUGAAAUUCUCUCAAUGUGUAAGUCUAAAAAUAGUCAUGUGUGAUCUUGUUUGAUUUGUCUUAACAUAUAAAUUAUUAAUAUAUAAUUUUUAUAAUUUUUUAAUAUACAAAUUAUAAGAUAAAAUGGAUUAAAGAAGUGCAUUGGAUGGUGUGCAAAAAUGAAAGUGGACAAAAAGA
This is a messenger RNA of Cuscuta campestris, 2580 nucleotides long. NCBI's taxonomy places the organism in Eukaryota, Viridiplantae, Streptophyta, Magnoliopsida, Solanales, Convolvulaceae. The record is from the annotation of a GenBank genome assembly.